Molecule: messenger RNA, 1365 nt
Organism: Guillardia theta CCMP2712
Lineage: Eukaryota; Cryptophyceae; Pyrenomonadales; Geminigeraceae
Exons: 8
Coding region: 1-1335 (444 amino acids)
Source: RefSeq, a predicted model, not a curated record
AUGGGAGGUCUCAACUCCAAGGACCAGUCUCUUCUGGCUAAUGACAAGCGAGGAAUACGGGGUUUGGUGGACGAUGUUGAAACAGCGAACAAGCUCGCGCCAUGCUUUCGAAAGGAUGAUUGUCAGCUCUACUUCGCGUCCUUGAACACGAAAUUCGGACUAAAUGACGCUAACUACAAGGAACUAGCGAGAGUUGGUGUCAAGAGGGUCAUGGUAGAUGGAUCUGACGCUGUGCCUGGCGGCAACUUUAAGCCCUUGACCUACAAACAAUUCGUCAAGGUGUUCAGAAGGAUGCAAGCUGAAGCUGACGUUGCUCUGCAAGCUCAGAUGGCUCUGAGGGGCUGGGUAGAACCCGAUCGAGCGACUGCGCAGAGGAUUUUGAUGGAAGAUGGGAGGAUUGUUUCGUACGAUGAAGCGCAGGAGAAAGGAGCGAUCAAAGAUCAUGAAGCUCAUGAAGCUCAUCGAAGGUCGGAGCAGUCGGCCCAGGAUCAUGCUGCUGGGAGUCGCCACCUCGAUCAAGAGACAGAGCAGGCCGCGCGGGCGAGCACGAGGCAAGAACGGCUGCGGAUGAUGCAGAAUGCAAACUCCAACUUCGAGGAUGCCGUUGGAGAGUUUGAUAUGGAACAAACUCAUGAUGAUGUUGAAAAUGCUCAGUUUGAAGAUACUCAGUUUGAAGAUUGCCAAGGGCUGGACAUGGAGGAGGAGGAGGAGGAGGAGGAGGAGGAGGAGGUUCCAGCAAGCAGGAGACAAAGAACAGGGGAAGAGGAUAACAAAGAGGACACCAUUAAUGGAGCUCGAGGAGAUUUCAAUCUCAACAAGGAGAAUCAAGGGCCGUCAUCCUUCGUCAGCCAUCGUGGCAGUAAUUGGAAACAGGACGAUGAAGGAGAUGAAGGAGAAAGAGAUCGAAGUUGUACAUGCAGCGGAAACUCCGAGUGUCGAGCAUCAGAAGAUGCGGACGAAGAUGCCGAUCAACCCGAUCAAAGUGAGGAAGGCUCUGCCGAUGCCAACCCUGAUGCGGCAGGGCAAGAAAACAAUGCAAACAACUCAGAUCAGGAUCAACCUUUGGCCUUGACUGAAUCAAGGAUGUGUAAAAUACAGAAGAGCGAGUAUGAAUGUAUGAUCUGCCUCCAGAUGACUUCUUCCGGAAUUUCUCUCCCGUGUCUGCAUGGUCCCUUCUGUGAGGGAUGCUUAUCCUUAUGGAGCAGGCACAACCGCACAUGUCCUGCCUGUAGGAGGAAGACGGGGUACGAUGAUGGGGAUUGCUGGGUCCAUCUUGAGGAGCCCAACCUGGAUGACAUUGUGGAGGGAUUGUAUGCAUUCAUUCGAAAGAUUUAGAUUUUCAAUAGAAAGAACAAGCGGAAGUUG